Messenger RNA from Penicillium psychrosexuale, 771 nucleotides. RefSeq lists its product as uncharacterized. Lineage: Eukaryota; Fungi; Ascomycota; Eurotiomycetes; Eurotiales; Aspergillaceae. The transcript has a single exon. The coding region runs from base 1 to 771 and encodes 256 amino acids. The record is from RefSeq and is a predicted model, not a curated record.
AUGGUUGAACCAAAAAAACCCAUCCGAUCUGGAAAAGCCCCUGUUGAACGACCCAAUAAUGGGUUUACCACUGAGCGCUCAGUUGGCGGCGAGCGUCGUUCCAUCCGCCACUAUCACGAUGGUCGAGUAUCGCAACGUGAGAGUCCUACCCCUGGCCCACUAUCGCGACACGAGAGUCCUGUCCCUGGCCCUGUUCAAGCACUAAUCAAGAGCAAGAUUAUCUCGCGAGGUGAAAGUCCUACCCCUAGCCCGUUAUCGCGAAAUGAGAGUCCUGUCCCUGGCCCUGUUCAAGCACUAACCAAGGGCAAUACUAUCUCGCGACGAGAGAGUCCUAUCCCUGGCUCUUUUCGGGAACCAACAAAGAGCAAUAUUAUGUCGAAGACAAACAGCACUAGACCUGUUUCCAAGCUCAGGGAACAGGAACCUGAACCGGAAUAUAAAUCUCCUACUCUCGCCGAAAUUGAGAGACUCUCCGGUGCUGUUACUACACUCUUUCAUCCAGACCGUUCUAAGCCUUUUGAGAAGCCUCCCCCGAGGACAGAGAGCCCACAGUCAUGGAGUUCUGAGAGCUCAUACGGCAUGGUUACUCCACCCUUCCCUGUAGCCUCUCCUACUCCUGGAGAUUCACCCGAACUCAUGAGCACAGAUGUGUUUCUCCUUCCAGCGACUGCUAGAUCUGAUGGCUCAGACGAUGAUGCUGACAGUAUUUCAAAGCAGUGGAACGAACUGGGCGGAAAGAAACGGAUUGGAAAUUCAGAUAUUCACGACUAA